AUUUAGAACAAUAAACUAUUUAGAAAAGCCCUAGCUCCCAUUUCUCACCUCCUCUCACUUUCCCCAUUUUCCCCGUCAGUCGGUCUCUCCACCGCCGCCGUUGGCGCAUCGCUGUUGCGGCACCGUGAUUCUCUACCUACUCUUAAUCCGGACUCCGUCUCCAUCUUGGUGUCAAUUUCACAAUAAAUCGGAAACUGAGCGGAUUGAAAUGACAAUCGUCUGAGACUCUUUGCGAGCUUGGCGGAAUCUGUGCUGGCGGAGCUCCGAAUAGAAGGACGCAGUUGAGAUUAGAUGAAGCAGUGGAGGGUUUGUUUACAUGCCAGAGAAGCUUUUGGUCUGCACUUCUUUAGCUUUAGCAAUGAAGCCAAGAUCCACUGAGGCACCUCGGAGGUCAAGACAUGUUCAGGGGGAGGGACCAAAUUGGAUCCUUAUUGCAGGGAGUGCACUGCUUAGUACAUUGUCAGUUCGCCUCGGAUAUAAGCUAAAGCAGGUCCUUGAUGCUAAACAACUGGACAACAGUAGUCCAAGUUUAGAAGUUAAUGGAAAAUCUACUAACGGAAAGAAAUCAGGAAGCUGCCCUAUGCAUUCAAAUGCCGUUUGCUUUCCUCAAGAUGUUUGCUACAACCAUUAUUCAGAAACAGGAUCCAGGAAUGUGAUGGAAAUCAAACCACACGCCAAUGGACAGAUGAUGUCUGAACCUGAAAUGGCUCUUCCACUGGUGACUGUUCCCACUUCGGACUUCAAUAAAGAAAACGGGGUGAUGUGGUCGUCUUCUCCUGACCGCCUAGAGCUGCCCCAGAAACCUUUGCACCAAUCGAACAGCUCCGACUCUCCUUGCGUCUCAGAAUCUGGUUCUGACAUUUUCAGCAAGCGGGAGGUCAUACAAAAGCUGAGGCAGCAGCUGAAGAGAAGAGAUGACAUGAUACUAGAAAUGCAAGAUCAAAUUGCAGAAGUGCAAUCCUCUCUUGCUGCACAGGUUUCACAUUCUUCGCACCUGCAAUCUCUUCUAGAUGCUGCAAACAGGGAUUUGUUUGAAUCAGAACGGGAAGUACAGAGACUACGGAAGGCAAUAGCAGAUCACUGUGUCGGACAUGUCAACUCAGGUGAGAAACUCCCUACUGUUCCCAUUUGGCCAGCUGAAGCAAUGAAUGGCCAUGUAAACGGAUGCCUAGAAGUCAAAAACAAUAUGGAGUCUCCAGAGAAGGGGAGAGAUGGGGAAAGGAUUGAUAUGUUGAGGAGGCAAGUGAGUGAGUUGAAAGAAUUGAAUGAAGGAAAAGACUACUUGCUGCAAAGCUACAAGGAGCAUAACUCGGAGCUUGCAAUCAAGAUCAAGGAGUUGCAGAACAGAUUGGAUUCUCAACUUCCAAAUAUUUUGUAGGUGAAUUUAGCUUUCUUGUGCAUUCUGAAUGUGGCUUCCUGUUUUCUCUUCUCUCUUAUCCAACUUGAAGCUCUCAAUUUUGGAAACGUCAUUUUCGCACGUGUUCCCCCCUCAUUCUUCUUGUGCAUAUCUGGAAGGGAGAGUGAGAUGUUCAUAAAUUUAGAGUCAACGAGUAGUUUCGUGAUUUUGAGUGUGAUUAUUUGCCUUCAAACGAACACAUUGAACUUGCAUCAUCUUCAAUGUAAGAAGCGCUGUUAUUGUCCAACACUAAUAUGGAUUAGAUAGAUUGUCUCAGCCCUCAGGUCUCUGUUUUUAUUUCGAUAUAUACAUAGCAACUUUGAGAA
This is a messenger RNA of Salvia splendens (bonfire salvia), 1722 nucleotides long. RefSeq lists its product as uncharacterized. The transcript has 5 exons. Lineage: Eukaryota; Viridiplantae; Streptophyta; Magnoliopsida; Lamiales; Lamiaceae. Bases 317 to 1378 code for a protein of 353 amino acids. The record is from RefSeq and is a predicted model, not a curated record.